GGCUCGGCCAUCAGGACUGGUGCAAUUCAUAUGCCCGCUGUCAAUCUCGACAGAAGACGGCUCAUAAAUAGCCGGCGUGUACUCGUCGCUAUCUGGGUACUGCGGGUCCCGCCUUGAAUAUGGCGCACGUCGGUAUACUGCUACUCUCCAGCCUUUUCGUCUCUUAUGCGGUCUACGGGCGGGUGUGGAACAAUACUGGAGUUGGAGCUAUUGCUUUUGAGGAGGCAUGGUCAGUACCCGAGCUGAUACAUCAAGCUGAUCAAACUGUCCCGCCCGUUGGUCAAACGAAUGCGGAACUCGAAGCCAACCUGCUGGACGUACAUAAUCAACGUUUGGCUCACAUGGAUGCAACGGGAAUUGACUUCAUGGUUCUGUCCUGCGCGUCACCUUGCAUUCAAGGCAUCCAGGAUCCAACGAAUGCCUCCACCACGGCUACGUCAAUUAAUGACGAGCUCGCUCGCCAGAUCUCAAACAACACCCUCCGCUUCGGCGCUUUUGCCGCACUCGCCAUGCACGACCCUGCCGUCGCCGCCCAGGAGCUCACGCGCACCGUGAAGGAGCUCGGUUUUCUCGGGGCGCUAAUCAACGAUUACCAACAAGCGGGCACCGCCGACAACCAGACUUUCCUAUUUUAUGACCAGCCGCAGUACGACGUGUUCUGGCAGACUGUCGUGGACCUCGACGUCCCAGUCUACCUGCACCCUCGCGUGAACCCACCGCCCGUGUCGACGCUCCUGUUCGCUCACGCGCCGUUCCUGAUCGGUCCUGCCCAGGAAUUUGCGUCCACGCUGUCGACUCACAUUCUGGGGCUCUGUACAAAUGGCGUAUUUGACCGUUUUCCGAACUUGACAGUCAUCUCUGGGCACCUUGGCGAACGCAUUCCGUCUGACCUCGUACGCAUAAACGACCAGCUCGCCCGCCAGGUCGUCGCAGGGAUGCCGAUGCAGAAGAAUGUGACCUUCUACUUCCAGAAUAACAUUCUCGAGACGACCUCGGGUAACUUCGCUACGGACCUCGUCAAGUUCCAUGCGCAGCAGAUUGGACUGGAGCGCAUUUUGUACUCGGUCGAUUACCCCUAUGUGACGAUGGAGGAGGGCGCAGCGUGGUUAGACACUGAGGUGCCGACGUUCUUGAAUGAGCAGGAAGCCCUCGCGUUGAAGAGGGGGCUCGCUAUCGAGGCACUAAAGUUGAACCAGUAGGAGCAGUGACAGGGCAAUGUAGUGUGCGCCGAGUGAGCUGAACGUCCAUAUGGAGAUUUAACUAGUUAUCCAAUAUCAUGC
Molecule: messenger RNA, 1280 nt
Organism: Phanerochaete carnosa HHB-10118-sp
Lineage: Eukaryota; Fungi; Basidiomycota; Agaricomycetes; Polyporales; Phanerochaetaceae
Exons: 8
Coding region: 120-1199 (359 amino acids)
Biological process (GO): secondary metabolic process
Cellular component (GO): cytosol; cytoplasm
Molecular function (GO): carboxy-lyase activity; hydrolase activity
Source: RefSeq, a predicted model, not a curated record